Molecule: messenger RNA, 1880 nt
Organism: Cydia strobilella
Lineage: Eukaryota; Metazoa; Arthropoda; Insecta; Lepidoptera; Tortricidae
Gene: Amt
Product: putative ammonium transporter 2
Exons: 12
Coding region: 19-1857 (612 amino acids)
Biological process (GO): ammonium homeostasis; ammonium transmembrane transport
Cellular component (GO): plasma membrane
Molecular function (GO): ammonium channel activity
Source: RefSeq, a predicted model, not a curated record
AAAUUUCUUAACUCCAAGAUGGAUGAGAACAGAACGGACUGGAACCUGACGGAGCCGAGGAUAGGUCUCCGGUCCCCAGACCUGCUCAGGAACAGUUCCGUCAAUCUUCAAGGGAACUUCGAGAUUGAUCUGGAAGAUACAAACUGGAUAUUGACAUCGUCGUUCAUCAUAUUCACUAUGCAGACUGGUUUCGGCAUGCUGGAGUCUGGUUGUGUGUCCAUUAAAAAUGAAGCCAACAUUAUGAUGAAGAAUUUGGCAGACAUUUCUCUUGGUGGCCUAACCUACUGGAUCUUCGGCUACGGUAUGUCAUUCGGGCAGGGUCCGUACACGAACCCCGUGAUCGGCGUGGGUGAUUUCCUGAUUGACCCACCGGUGGGCGACUCGCUCAUGGGACCCGUUUUUGCCUCCUUCCUCUUUCAACUGUCCUUCGCUACUACGGCUACUACUAUUGUCAGCGGAGCAAUGGCUGAAAGAUGCAAUUUCAAAGCCUACUGCCUCUUUUCAUUCUUGAAUACAAUAGUAUAUUGCGUGCCAGCGGGUUGGGUGUGGGGUUCCCAUGGGUUCCUGAGUCGACUAGGGGCUGUGGACAUCGCUGGAUCCGGCCCUGUUCAUCUUAUUGGUGGUUCAUCGGCCUUCGCCUCAGCGCUUAUGCUAGGCCCCCGACUGGGCCGAUAUGCGAAGGGCACCGCUCCGCUGCCGCUCGGCAACCCCGUCAACGCAGUGAUGGGCACCUUUGUGCUGUGGUGGGGGUGGCUCGCUUUCAAUUCCGGGAGUACAUAUGGGGUGAGCGGCGCAAAAUGGCAGUACGCUGCGCGCGCGGCUGUCAUGACAAUGAUGGGAUCAUUCGGAGGUGGCUGCUUUGGGCUACUAUUCACUAUGAUCAAGAACAAGGGGAAGGCAGACGUAAUGGAGCUGAUUAACAGUGUCCUUGGUUCCCUGGUCUCCAUCACCGCGGGUUGCUUCCUCUACCGCGCCUGGGAGUCCAUCCUGAUUGGUCUAAUCGGCGCCGCUAUAGCCUGCGCGACCACGCCGCUAUUUGACAAACUGCGAGUUGAUGAUCCAGUCGGAGCUUCUAGUGUCCAUGGUGCUUGCGGACUUUGGGGGGUGUUGGCCGUGGGCCUUUUUGCUGAUAACCCGAUACCAAUGGAUACCACGAACGGGAGGUCCGGGCUGUUCAAAGGCGGCGGCUGGUACCUGCUGGGCGUCCAGGCCCUCACGGGGGUCUGCCUCAUGGCCUGGGGGGUCAUAGUGACCAUGCUACUGCUCUGGCUCAUCGACUGCGUGCUGCCCAUCCGCAUGGACCCGUAUGAGGAGCUGCUAGGUGCAGACCUCACGGAGCAUAGGAUCCGACACGGCCAGGUGGGGGUGUCUCGCGCCGUCUCCGCCCUGCGGCCUUACCACCGCUCCAGCAGCAUUGAAGAAGUUGGCGGCAUCGGCAUCAACACCGGACACAGUCUGGUCGUCGACAAACUCUACGAGGCUCAAUUCCAAAAGAAGAAAAACAGAAUCAGCGGACUGCAGGUAUUCAAAAACAAGGCUUUUGAAGAAGAUGAACAACCCAAGUCCGAAAUAAAAAACGAGGGUUUUCUAAACCGACGGAACGGUGAUCCUGAAAAUGAACUUCACAGAGCUAUAGAUUCCAUGGCUGAUGAGCUGAAUGGUGCUGCUUUUAAAAGAGGCAAAGUCUCUAAGGUAGUUCCAGAAGAAUUGAAAGGGAAGAAGUUUAAAGAACUAUCAGUAACUGAGUUGGAAAGUUUAGGAGAUAUGAACGCGAAUGAAGACAGGUUUAGACAUAGGUUCAACGAAGAUAAUUAUAAUGAGGAUGUGAAGAGGGCUAAUAUGACCUGGAUAGAUUAGUAUUAGGUAAAUAUUAUUUUCAA